CAGUAGCCUAUACACACUGUCUCUCUCCCUCAUUCAGCGCCUGGCUCGCUCUCUACACUCAAAACGCGCUGCUCCUCGCCUCCUCACUGCAUCUGUCCUCUUCUCCCUGAACUGAGGUACCAUGCAUCCUCCUCUCUCAUCCUCCUCCUCUCUGCUUGUCCAUUAUUAUUCCAGGCGUCCUCUGCCAAACAGAGCAUUCUUACUGCAAAGCCGGGGACCAUAAACCCUGUGUUACUUGCUUGAGGACUUUGGAGACGGGACAAGGGGUGGUUGCCAGAUUUGAGGACAGAACAGCUGCUGCUUCCUUUUGGGAUGUGAAUCUUUGCCGGGACUUCUGCUUGCUGCUGUGUAACACCGCACUCAUUCUUCUCAAAGUUGCAGAAGGGCAAGCAUCAAUCAAGAAUCUUUCCUCGCCAUUGUUUUGGAGAACGCUCUGACAACUAAUUGCUUUGUGGAGUCCAACCAGCGCAGGAUCCCGGUUUCAACUCUGCAUACACGGACCAGCGCUGCUCUGCUGUUAUGGUGAAUCUUGACAUAACAUCAGCUUGAGAUUCUCUACCCGAAGCUCAAAAAAAACUGAACAAUCUCACGCUCCAUCAGUCCUGCCUGUGACUUCCAUAUGAAAUUCAGCCGUAGCGUUCAGAGCUGGCCAGGACUACAGACUUUCAACUUCACAUAAAAACAGAAAAGGCUACAUCUGUGUCAGAAAACAACACAGAAAACAAGACUGUUUAAUACUUUGAGGGCACAAACAGAACCUUGUUCGUCUUAGCGUUGCUCUAGUGGCCUUCCAAUCUGGCUGCAGCCAUGCAGGUGUCUUUUGCAUGUACAGACCAUGGGCUAAAGGCCCCACGAAAUGGCGAGCACAGCAAACAGAACGCCACCAGCCCCAACACAGCCAGCCAGGCCCGGGCCCGCUUCCGCACCGUGGCCCUGAUCGCCCGCAGUCUGGGCUCCUUCACCCACCGCUACCACCACAACCUCAAGGAGUCCACAGCCAAGCUCACGGGCAUGAAGUACCGGAACCUGGGGAAAUCUGGCUUGCGUGUCUCCUGUCUUGGGCUCGGAACAUGGGUGACAUUUGGAGGUCAAAUCUCCGACGAGGUGGCCGAACAGCUGAUGACUAUCGCCUACGAGAGCGGGGUCAACCUGUUCGACACGGCCGAGGUCUACUCCGGAGGGAAAGCAGAGAUAAUCCUGGGCAACAUCAUCAAGAAAAAGUGCUGGAGGAGAUCCAGUCUGGUGAUCACCACAAAGCUCUACUGGGGAGGAAAAGCAGAGACAGAGAGAGGGCUCAACAGAAAACACAUCAUUGAAGGCUUAAAGGGCUCCCUCCAGAGGAUGCAGCUUGAGUAUGUUGAUGUGGUUUUUGCCAACCGACCAGACAGCAACACUCCCAUGGAGGAAAUUGUCCGAGCAAUGACACACGUUAUUAACCAGGGGAUGGCCAUGUACUGGGGAACAUCUCGAUGGUCUGCCAUGGAGAUUAUGGAGGCAUACUCUGUGGCCAGGCAGUUUAAUCUAAUUCCACCAGUUUGUGAGCAAGCAGAAUAUCACUUCUUCCAGAGAGAUAAAGUGGAGACUCAGCUACCAGAGCUCUAUCAUAAAAUAGGUGUGGGUGUUGUCUCUUGGUCUCCCUUGGCCUGUGGAAUUAUCACUGGGAAGUAUGAGAACGGUGUCCCAGAAUCCUCCAGGGCCUCAUUGAAGCCAUACCAGUGGUUGAGAGACAAGAUAACAAGUGAAGAUGGGAGAAAACAGCAAGCCAAACUAAAAGAACUGGCUCAUAUUGCAGAAAAGCUUGGAUGCACUUUACCACAGCUAGCCAUAGCCUGGUGUCUGAGGAAUGAGGGAGUGAGCUCAGUGCUGCUGGGAUCAUCCAAUCCAACCCAACUAACAGAGAACCUGGGAGCCAUUCAGGUAAUUCCAAAGAUGACAGCAGGCAUUGCCACAGAAGUGGAUCAUAUACUGGGCAAUCGUCCUCACAGUAAAAGGGACUACCAUCAUUAGGAUGAAUCUAUGAACUAUGCUCGAAAGCUUAUCAAAGCUCACUACUCACAGCCAUGGCACGAAAAAUCUGUGCCCAACUAUGCUCGUGUGUGCGUAUGACUGUAUGUGUGACUGUGACAAAUGUUCUGCUUGGCUCCUUGUGUGUAAGAAGAUCGCCCAGUACUCAUUAUUGUAAAGUGAGCUACUUGACAAAGCAUGCAUGCUACAGCUAUAGCAAACAGCCAUUGGACUCAGUCAGACAUGAAGAUCCAAUAAGAGGAUUUUUUUUUCUGCUCAGUCAAACUAUGCAGAAGAAGCUGAACCAGAAAUUCCUUAAAUUUAUUGAGUAAUUAAUCUUGUCCACUGAGCCAGGGAGCUCAAGAUGACUACCAGUACCAUGGGCAAGUUACAUAACUCAACAAAAAUGGAUUUCUGUGAACUGGGGUGUCACAGUACUUUAGAAGCACUUGUUUCCCCCAAAAGCAUUACAUCUGCUCAGGACAGUGCAGUAAAUGCAUGACAAAAAGAUCAAGCGCAUCAAAUUAUAUACAAAAAUCUAGCUUACUAAAUGUUUGUGAUGUGUUGAAAAAAAUAAAAAAUGACAUGUAACUGGGCUGGUCUUAGGACAGUGGAUGAAAAGCUAAUACCUCCCAUUGCAGCUGAAGCUGGCCUGUCAACAUUAUAAUUUUAAUAUUGGAUGAACUAACAAUCUGUUGCCGCUAAUACCAAGAGCAAGAGAGCUACAUUUAACCAUGAAAUGUAUCAAAACAUCUGUACUGACUGUUUUAUACUGUAUUUCCUUAGCCUAAUAAGCAGCUAUGUCAAAAUGGGCUUUUUGUCUUGUAUUUUUUGUCUUUUUUUUUUUGUUUGUUACCUUUAAAUCUCAAAGUAUUGUUCAAUAAUUUCCUUGUUUUGUGCCCAUCAUUUCACUUUUAUUUUAAACUUUGACAGACUUUCUGUCAGGACUGAUAAUGUCUGGAUCAUCUACCUGGGUUAUAUGUUGUGACUAAAACAUUUGUGUAUUCAAAGUUGGGAGAUAUGUGGAUUUUACAAAGCCAUGUAGCUAAUGAAGAAUCUCACUACAAAAAUCUACAAUAACUUAUGGACCCUGCAGUCAUUGCACCUGGAACAAACUGAACUUUAACUUCUUUCUUUCCAGAUGCCACUUUUACAUAUUAGGAAUAUCUAAGCUAUCUUCAGUCUGUUAAAACAUGUAUUUUGGUUGUGACCAUCAGAUUUGUACAUACAAAAUAAAGAGCUUAUUCUCAUGUUA
Messenger RNA from Sphaeramia orbicularis (orbiculate cardinalfish), 3259 nucleotides. It is a transcript of the gene kcnab1b, whose product is annotated as potassium voltage-gated channel subfamily A regulatory beta subunit 1b. The coding region runs from base 808 to 2007 and encodes 399 amino acids. Gene Ontology annotation, biological process: transmembrane transport; potassium ion transport; regulation of potassium ion transmembrane transport. NCBI's taxonomy places the organism in Eukaryota, Metazoa, Chordata, Actinopteri, Kurtiformes, Apogonidae. Gene Ontology annotation, molecular function: potassium channel regulator activity; transmembrane transporter binding; voltage-gated potassium channel activity. The transcript is spliced from 15 exons. Gene Ontology annotation, cellular component: membrane; juxtaparanode region of axon; cytoplasm. The record is from RefSeq and is a predicted model, not a curated record.